CUUCACUUUUGUUGACGUUUCAUUUUAGGUUUUUCAGAUUGCAUCUGAGCAGAGUCUAAUAUCUGUAUCUCUACUUUCUCACCGAAUCAUAACAAUAUGGGUAGUGGUGACUGGGAUGAGAUAAAGCGCUUGGCCGCCGACUUUCAAAAGGCGCAGCUCACGUCCACGCUGCAGAAGCUCUCGGAGCGAAACUGCGUGGAGAUUGUCACGCUGCUGCUAGAGAAGCAGAUGCUGGAAGUAGUGUUCACCAACGAUGGCAAGGAGUACAUUACGCCGGAUCACCUGGAGCGCGAGAUCCAGGACGAGUUGUACGUGAACGGAGGUCGUGCCAACUUGGUGGAGGUCAGCAAAACCCUAAAUGUGGAUUUGUCACGAAUCGAGGUCCUAGCUGAGCGAAUAGCUGCGGAGAAUCCAAGCGUACACCUGGUACUGGGACAGCUUAUCGACGAGGAUUACAUCAGUCAUAUUGCCCAGGAGAUCAACGAGAAACUGGUUCUGCGAGGAGAGAUUUCGAUUUCGGAGUUGGCUUCCCAGUUUGAUUUGCCAUCAGACUUCUUGCAACACGACGUGGUCGAAAAGCAUCUCGGUAAGAUCAUUAAGGGUCGCCAGGAUGCCUCAAACCCGCGGGUGUUCUUUACCCAGGCCUACAUCCAACGUUGCAAAGCGAAGAUUCGGGGAGCCCUGGCAGCCAUUACCAGGCCCAUAAAUGUGGCUGUGAUUCUGCAGCAAAUCGGGGUACAAGAGAAGAUCUUCCAUUCGCUGCUGGACGAAAUUGCGCCAGCUGGUCAGGUGACGUCCAAGCUGGCCAACUCCCAAUACGUGCCGCUCAUCUAUGCCAAGACGCAGGCCGACUGGGUGAACUCGUUUUACAAGCAGAACAGCUUCCUUGAGUACGACGCCAUCCAAAAGCUGGGAAUUUCGGAUGCCAAGUCCUACAUUCGCAAGCAGUUCCCUAACGAAGAGUUUCUCUUUCUCAAGCGUGUGGCCCUUGGCGCUCGACUUGUAGAGCUCACGGUGGUCACGGCGCUUAAUGAGUGCAGUGCCACCAAGCAGUAUCUGGAUCUGACCACCAUACUUCCAUCCAAUCUGUCCGAGGAGGAUAUCGAGGAGGUAUUCAGCACCAUUAUGGGACAAAAGCAUAGUAAUCCUAACAACUUCGUGUAUCUUGACAGCAUCGUAUUCUCGCAACCAUACCUCGCACAAUUGGUUCAGCCCUGUCAAGCGUUGGCAGAGUCUCAGGCAAAGGCGGCCGUCGACGGCGGUGUAUACCAGCAGUACAUUGUGGAGAAGACUCUAGCGCAGAAGGGAAGCGUGUCGACUCAAGAGCUAGAGGACGAUGGCAAGGUGGAUAAGCGCGACGAGCGGAGAAAAAAGGCGUCCUCUGGCAAAGCAGGAGGAGGAGCUCAAGGGCGUGAAACUAAGACCAAGUCCACAAAGAAGCAUCAACGCGGAAAGGCGGCGGCUCAUAACGACAGUGAUGAUGAGGACGAUGUACAGCAAAGCUCUCGAGGCGGUGGUGCGGGAAACAAAAAGGCAGUGAAGCCAUUGGAGCUGGUCAAGACAGCAGACAUUGUUAAACUGAUUACUGCGAGCCUAGAAGAGGAGGGACUGGAGCAUUUGGCGAAACCCAUUUCUGCGCUUUAUACAAACCAAUUUAAUCAGACGGCCCUGGCACGUGCUCAGGAAUUGUUCGAGGCUACACCGCAGACAAAUCGCCGCCAGACCCAUGCUGCUAUCCAGGAUCGCAUCAAUACGUUUUUGAUAGACAUAAGGCUCUAUGAAAAGGGCCUGAAACUUUUUCCGCAGGACACGCAAACUCAGUUGGUUAAAUACUUGCUGAAGUCAUUGGGGAAUGACAUUUGCAACGAACUUUCCCUUUACGUGGCAGGCGAAUGCAAUCUGACUGUAAAAAAUACCAACCUGAAUGUGGACCAGCGUAUUAAGUUGGCUCAAGAAUGCGAGGUUCAAUACCGUGCCUCGUUGCUUGAGCAAAACAAAGCCCUGAAUAAGAGCAUUGACGAAUUUGAACUGGCUACGGAAACGGUUCUAAAGGCCUGCAGCAUGAUCAUUAAAAAGGUGGACAAGAAAAAAGACCGCCUAUUAAUCGCAGACCACAAAAAGAAGCUGCAGAACCAGCUACUAGAGUGCCAAGAGCCGGCACUGCUGCUGCACCUGGCUGCACUGAUCUUGUUCACCACGAUCACUGGAAGCAUUUUGCACGCGUCUGGAAAAUUCGUUUCUGCCAUUCUGCAGCACAUUCGCGGCUCACUAAACGAUGAGCAGAACGCUUUGCUGCUCCGGUAUCACGAUUUGGUCCUGCAAGUUCUGCAGGCAACUCCUGAUAGCAGUGAAUCGAAAGUGGCCAACGAACAUCUGCAGGCAAUGCAGGUACAAGUUGUGGAGCUAGCCCAAAACUUUUCACGCGCAUCGGUUUCUAAGGCUGAUUGUUAAUCCUCCUAUUCC
Molecule: messenger RNA, 2463 nt
Organism: Drosophila santomea
Lineage: Eukaryota; Metazoa; Arthropoda; Insecta; Diptera; Drosophilidae
Gene: Ufl1
Product: E3 UFM1-protein ligase 1 homolog
Exons: 5
Coding region: 97-2451 (784 amino acids)
Biological process (GO): regulation of proteasomal ubiquitin-dependent protein catabolic process; protein K69-linked ufmylation; response to endoplasmic reticulum stress
Cellular component (GO): endoplasmic reticulum membrane
Molecular function (GO): UFM1 ligase activity
Source: RefSeq, a predicted model, not a curated record